Molecule: messenger RNA, 811 nt
Organism: Tyto alba (common barn owl)
Lineage: Eukaryota; Metazoa; Chordata; Aves; Strigiformes; Tytonidae
Gene: SNX22
Product: sorting nexin 22
Exons: 6
Coding region: 2-595 (197 amino acids)
Molecular function (GO): phosphatidylinositol phosphate binding
Source: RefSeq, a predicted model, not a curated record
CAUGAUCGCCGUCUCUAUCCCCGCGGCGGAGCCCCAGGCAGCGGCGGGCAGCCCCGACAAGGCGCACACGGUGUUCCGGGUGGAGGUGCUGUGCAAUGGCCGGCGGCACACGGUGGCGAAGCGCUACAGCGAGUUCCAGGCGCUGCACAAGCGGAUCAAGAAGACCUGCAAGGUCCCCGACUUCCCCCCCCGCCGUGUCCCCAACUGGAUGCCCAAAGUGCUGGAGCAGCGCCGGCAGGGCCUGGAGCUUUACAUCCAGGGUGUUCUGUACCACAACGAGGAGCUGCCCCAGGACGUCUUGGACUUCUUGAAGGUGCGGCGCGGCCAGCAGGACCCCAAAGCCGGCAGCCCCCCCACCGGCCCCCCGCCCUCCCAGCGCCCCGUCAUCGGCUUCAGCACCGACCCCUACAUGCGGCCACCGGGCACCGACCUGCUCCCCAACACUGUUCUCAGGGGCGUGUUGCUGGGCCUCUACAUCCCCUUGAGCUGCACCCCGAGCCAGGCAGCGCCCCGAGCCCCCGGCCCCUGCACCCCCACCCAGCACCCAGGGCCGCAGUGGUGGGCGGUCGGGCAGCAGAAAGGAGUGUGGCAGUAAAAAUACCUCCUCCCCGCUGGGAUGGGGCAGGAGACGCCAAGGGGGUACAGCGGGAGCCAGAGCCGCUCCCUCACCGCCAUCCCAAGUGCCUUCGUUGGGAGGGCAGGAGCUCUGCCUGCUGCCCUGAAGUUUCGGGGUCGCAGUAAGAGCCUUGGGACCCUGAACCUCCUCCUCCGGGCUUCGGUGCAAUAAAUCACUUGGGCUGGAUUGGCAAAA